Messenger RNA from Saccharomycodes ludwigii, 1572 nucleotides. RefSeq names its product beclin 1 (gene VPS30). The transcript has a single exon. The record is from RefSeq and is a predicted model, not a curated record. Gene Ontology annotation, biological process: cellular response to nitrogen starvation; autophagy; late endosome to vacuole transport. Lineage: Eukaryota; Fungi; Ascomycota; Saccharomycetes; Saccharomycodales; Saccharomycodaceae. Gene Ontology annotation, cellular component: phosphatidylinositol 3-kinase complex, class III, type I; phagophore assembly site; phosphatidylinositol 3-kinase complex, class III, type II. The coding region runs from base 1 to 1572 and encodes 523 amino acids.
AUGGGAAAAAUUAUAGAUGACAACAACACUACUGAUGAUACUGAUGAACUUUUUUAUUGUCAAAAAUGUCAUUUACCCUUAUACUUGGAUAAUUCACUAUUAGAUUUAUCUUUAACUCAAAUGAAUGAGAUAAUAACAUCUUUGCCCCAUAAAAAUUUAAGAUCUAAAAAGAUUACACCUAAUGAUAUACCAAAAGAGAGGCUCGAAAAAUUACAGUCUGUUAAGCCGAUAAACGAACUUUCCAACCCUGAAAUCUCUAAUUCCUUAGCUUCAUAUGUAUUUUUAAAUGAUAAUAGUAAUAAGAUUAUCGAUGGUGGUAGUAGUGCUGAUAGUUUGACAAGUAGCGGCAAUAAUAGUAAUAUAGAUCUUAGUCAAGAUAUUGACCUUAGUAAUAUCAACGGGAGUAUAUCAGGAAACGAUUACACAGCUAGUUUAUUUUCUUCUUCGAAGUUAAAUGGGAAAACAACGCUAUCAAGACACUUAAAUACACUAACCACUAUUUUCAAUAUAUUAUCAUUUAAAAGCGGUAUAGACCAUCCUUUGUGUAAAGACUGUUGUGAUUUAGUUAUAGAAGAAAUUACCAAACAACAUGGAACAAGUAUUAAAGAAAGAGAUAUUUAUCAAAAAUUUUUGUAUAGAUUACAACAAGAAAGUUCAUGCAUUACAGAUGAUGAUAUUGCUAAUAGUAGUAAUACAAAGGAUAAAAAAAACAUAACUGAAAUCGCCUCUUUAGAGAAAACCGAGUUGGAAUUGGUAUCAAAGUUAAAAAAUUUGGAAGAUGAAUCAUCAAAAUUAGACAAAAAAUUAAAGGAUUUGAAAAUUCAAGAGGCCGAGUCUAUUACCGAGACAACCAAAAUACAGCAGGAGGUUAAUCUGAAAAAUUUGAAUUCAUUGGUUUACUGGCAAGAUUGGAAGUCUUUGAAAUUGGAGUAUGAUGGUGUUUUAAACAAAUUGGAUGAUUUAAGAAAAAUUAAUAUUUGUAACGAGAUCUUCCAAAUAACGCAUAAGGGACCAUUUGGGACAAUUAAUGGAUUGAGAUUGGGCGGAUAUGAUGAUUUUCCCGUUUCAUGGAAAGAAAUUAAUGCUGCGUUGGGUCAAAUAAUACUAUUGCUCUCUUGUGUGCUAGAGAAAUUAAAUCUUUGCUUAAAUGGGAUACAAUUAGUUCCACUGGGUUCAUAUUCCAGGGUUUUAGUACGAGAAGGAGGUGCAGAUAGCAGUAAAACUGAGCAUAAAUAUGUAUGGAAAUCUUAUGAUUGUUAUCACGAAACAAAUAGUAGCUUGACAGAGGAAAUCAAAAAUUUUUUCCAGAAGGAAACGGAAUUUGAUAAAACUUUAGAAUUAAUAUUGUUUAUAACUACGAAAAUAUUAAAUCAUUUAUCAUCACCGACCGAAUUACCGUACAAUAUUGAGAAAGACAAAAUAAAUGGAUUAAGUAUUAAGUUAAAUGGACAAAAACCCAGUUUUCAAUGGACAAUGGCAUGCAAAUGUAUGUUAACUAACAUAAAAUGGCUAUUAGCAUUUUCCUCUCAGACGACUUUAGCUUCCACAGGGGGCAGUGAAAUAACAGCUUAA